Messenger RNA from Neogale vison (American mink), 1576 nucleotides. It is a transcript of the gene HCAR1, whose product is annotated as hydroxycarboxylic acid receptor 1. The record is from RefSeq and is a predicted model, not a curated record. Lineage: Eukaryota; Metazoa; Chordata; Mammalia; Carnivora; Mustelidae. Gene Ontology annotation, molecular function: G protein-coupled receptor activity. Bases 16 to 1029 code for a protein of 337 amino acids. The transcript has a single exon. Gene Ontology annotation, cellular component: membrane. Gene Ontology annotation, biological process: G protein-coupled receptor signaling pathway.
CAUCCUCUGUCCACCAUGGACAACGGGUCGUGCUGCCUCAUCGAGGGGAACCCCAUCUCUCAGGUGAUGCCGCCACUGCUGAUCCUGGCCUUCGUGCUCGGCGCGCUGGGCAAUGGUGUCGCCCUGUGUGGUUUCUGCUUUUACAUGAAGACCUGGAAGCCGAGCACCAUUUACCUUUUCAACUUGGCCGUGGCCGACUUCCUUCUCAUGAUCUGCCUGCCCUUCCGGACGGACUACUACUGGAGACACAGGCAGUGGGCCUUCGAGGACAUCCCGUGUCGGGUGGCCCUCUUCAUGCUGGCCAUGAACAGGGCGGGGAGCAUCCUCUUCCUCACGGUGGUGGCAGUGGACAGGUACUUCAAAGUGGUCCACCCCCACCACGCGGUGAAUGCCAUCUCCAACCGGACCGCAGCUGGCAUCGUCUGUGCCCUUUGGGCCAUGGUCAUCCUGGGGACUGUCCAUCUUUUGAUGGAGAACCAUCUGUGCAUGGACGAGAAGACCAUAUCCUGCGAGAGUUUCAUCAUGGAGUCGGCCAACGGCUGGCACGACAUCAUGUUCCAGCUGGAGUUUUUCCUGCCCCUUGCCAUCAUCCUCUUUUGCUCCUUCAAGAUCGUUUGGAGCCUGAGGCAGAGGCGGCAGCUGGCCAGGCAGACCCGGAUGAAGAAGGCCACCCGGUUCAUCAUGGUGGUGGCCGUUGUGUUCGUCACGUGUUACCUGCCCAGCGUGUCGGCCAGACUCUACUUCCUCUGGACGGUGCCCUCGAGCGCCUGUGACCCCUCGGUCCACGUAGCCCUCCACGUCACCCUCAGCUUCACCUACAUGAACAGCAUGCUGGACCCCCUGGUGUAUUAUUUUUCGAGUCCCUCGUUCCCCAAGUUCUACACCAAGCUCAAAAUCCGCAGCUUGAGACCCAAGAGGCCAGGACGCUCCGAGACCCAGAGCCCGGAAGAGAUGCCAAUUUCAAGCCUCUGUCGCAAGAGUUGUGUCAGCGUGGCCAACAGCGUCCGGAGCCAAUCCAACGGGCAGUAAGAUCUCCAAAUGUGCGGGCUGGCCCUGAAACAGGCAGACAGACAAAACGAGGGAGGACAGACCGAUGACCUAGAAAGAGUUUGUGCUAAGGGGCUGAGAGGCUUUUGAAAAUACCGCCUGCUCGCGGUAGAGCAGUAGCCUCUACUGCUCUGUCUGGAAAUGGAAUGCAGGUUACUAUGCCUUUUUGGAAGGUUCCAACCGAGGAGUGAGUCAGUUGCCUUUCUAUGACCCGACUGCAAUGACGGGACAAGAUGGGCAUGAAAUGGGGCGAGGGGAAGAGCUCGGCUCCUGUGUAGUUUGAAACAGCUGAGUAAACGGCGUCAGCGCGUGGAAACCAGUCAUGUUCUCUCUCUAGGGGAGUCGGGGAACUUAAUGACUUAGCGGUAUUUCCUAUCCUCUGACCUUAUGUCGUUACUCGUUUUAGAAAGCAGACACCAGAGUAAGUCAAUAUUUCAGGCUGAGUGAGGCUCAUUAGAGGGGACUGGGCCCCUGGGUAGGGUUCUGAUUUCUGGGUCGCCGGGGAAGAUCUGCUCUGACCUUCUCAGAG